AUGGCUGCUCAGGGGGCGGCGCUGCAGUCUUCGAACGCAGAGUUGGUCAAGUGCAUAGAGGAUCUUCGUGAGAAGCGUGAAGGCAUGCUGAAGCAGAUUGCAGACGAGGAGUCUGAGAAGAUGAAGAUUCAAGUGGAGCUGCAGCAGCUGACAAAAAGGCUGGCAGCCAUCAAUGAAUCCCUAGCACGCAAGCUGGAUACCAAGAAUGAGUAUGACAAGGUGAUCCAGGAGACGGAGGCGGCCUACCUCAAGAUCCUGGAGAGCAGCCAGACGCUGCUCACGGUGCUCAAGCGGGAGAGCGUCAGCAUGACUAAGAGGAGGUAG
Messenger RNA from Monoraphidium neglectum, 324 nucleotides. RefSeq names its product deflagellation-inducible protein. NCBI's taxonomy places the organism in Eukaryota, Viridiplantae, Chlorophyta, Chlorophyceae, Sphaeropleales, Selenastraceae. The transcript has 5 exons. Gene Ontology annotation, cellular component: centrosome; ciliary basal body. The record is from RefSeq and is a predicted model, not a curated record. The coding region runs from base 1 to 324 and encodes 107 amino acids.